GGCUGAAAGCUUUGGGCUGCCGUAUUCGCUGUGUCCAUCGUUCCUCUGAAACGAUCCCAACCGCCACCAUUCCACCAACCCUAGGAAUCUCCCACGCAUGUCUUGUUUUGUCAAGAUAUUCCUGGUCCAGAAUCCCUCCCGCCUCAUUUUCAUAUAACCAUCUCGCUUAGUCUCUUGAAGAGUUUUCACUCACUCAACCGUCAUCAUGGCCACUGUCAACAUUCGUCGGGAUGUCUCCGAUCCCUUCUACCGCUACAAGAUGGAGCGCCUCCAGUCCAAGAUUGAAGGCAAGGGCAACGGUAUCAAGACCGUCGUCGUCAACCUGAACUCUGUCGCCCAGUCUCUCAGUCGGCCUCCGGCUUACGUGAUCAAGUACUUUGGCUUCGAGCUCGGUGCUCAGGCCAACGCCAAGCCCACCGAUGAUCGCUGGAUCAUCAACGGUGCCCAUGAUGCCCCCAAGCUUCAGGACUAUCUGGACGGCUUUAUCUCCAAGUUCGUGCUGUGCAAGAAGUGCAAGAAUCCGGAAACGGACGUCGUAGUCAAGGAUGAAAAGAUUUCCUUGGACUGCAAGGCCUGUGGACAGCGCUCCGAGGUUGAUUCCCGCCUGAAGCUGAGUACUUUCAUCCUCCGCAACGGCACCCACACCAAGGGAGGGAAGAAGGACAAGGCUUCGAAGAAGGCCCGUCGCAACAAGGAGAAGAACGGCACUGCGAAUGGCGACAAGGAUGGCAGCCCUGGAGACAGCAACAACUCCGAAAAUGGUGACGACGACAACGGCGAUGUCGCCCUGGAAGCAGGCAGCGAUGACGAACUGACUCGCCGCAUCAAGGCUGAUGCCAAGGGCAUCGAUGCCGAAGAGGACAUUGAUGACGAUAACUGGGCUGUCGAUGUGUCCGAGGAGGCCGUCAAGGCCCGUGCUAAGGAGCUUCCCGAUGAUCUCAAGCGCUCCCUUGUCCUCGAGGAAGGUGAUGAUGAGGGUGCUGACGGCCCCUCCGCCUAUGACGAGCUUGGUAGCUGGAUCCUCAACGCUGCUACUGAGAAGGGCGGCGUCACUGGCGUCAGCGACGUUGACAUCUACAUGAAGGCCAAGGAAUAUGGAAUUGAGAACAAGCACAAGACCGUGGCUGUCCUUGCCCAGACCAUCUUCGACGAGAAGAUUACCAAGCAGAUCCCUUCCCGUGCCGGCCUGCUCAAGAAGAUGAUCACCUCCGAGCGCCACGAAAAGGCCUUCCUCGGUGGAACUGAGCGCUUUGUUGGCAAGGACCGCCCUGAGCUCGUCGCUCAGGUUCCUGCUAUCCUGCUCAAGUACUACGAGCAUGACCUCGUUUCUGAGGAAACCCUCAAGGCGUGGGGCUCUAAGGCUAGCAAGAAGUACGUCGACAUCCAGACUAGCAAGAAGGUCCGCAAGGCCGCUGAGCCCUUCCUUGAGUGGCUCGAGAAUGCCGAGAGCGAGGAAGAGAGCGAGGAGGAUGACGAGUAGAUUAGGGGCCCGGCCUGCCGUGAUUGCCUGUCUGCUUGUAAACAAAUGUUUUCGGGACUCAAUUGAUUGUCGCGUGAUUGUGUCGUCUGUUCCAACUGAUCUCCGCUCUUUCCGGUUUGACAGUUUCGGUUUGCCUGCUGUUGCUUGUGUUUGGGUUUUGAAGUAUAAGAUCGAAAAGACUUGACAAAAUCACAUGGGGUUUUUAGCUAGCUGCCAAUCAAUCAUCGCUCACUCUACCCAACUAUUGCAUCU
This is a messenger RNA of Aspergillus sclerotioniger CBS 115572, 1732 nucleotides long. RefSeq names its product translation initiation factor eIF5. Gene Ontology annotation, molecular function: GDP-dissociation inhibitor activity; eukaryotic initiation factor eIF2 binding; translation initiation factor activity. The record is from RefSeq and is a predicted model, not a curated record. Gene Ontology annotation, biological process: formation of cytoplasmic translation initiation complex; translational initiation; formation of translation preinitiation complex. The transcript has a single exon. Gene Ontology annotation, cellular component: cytosol. Bases 206 to 1480 code for a protein of 424 amino acids. Lineage: Eukaryota; Fungi; Ascomycota; Eurotiomycetes; Eurotiales; Aspergillaceae.